GGAAGUAGAAGACUGGCUUGAUGUUGUGCAGGCUGCGGCUGGAGUCAGAAAUAUUAAGUACGGAAUAUCACUCCGGAGAAGAAGGAUAGAUCCACCAGGUUUUGAAGAGGCCUCGAGUUGUUUUCCAAACAUGACUUGAGAGAAAGUAUCAUCGUUUGUGGACACCAGGAUGAAGAUGCAGGCUCGUUCCCGCGUUGCCACAUCGACCCUCAUGGGAGACGGGCCAGGACCAACAGCACGUCCGCGCCUUAGGCGCGCUCGCACAACCCCAAUUGUAGCGCUUGCUUCGUUUCUCACCGUGCGAAGUGCUCUGGCCAAUGAGCAGCAGCAUCCGUUAGACCAUGCUGUGGAGAUGUUGGCCAAGCUUCGCGCUGAAGCCGUCAAGGACAUGCAUGAUGAAGAAGUUCUCUUUGCGACCUAUCGCCAGUAUGCUGGUGACGAGAUCCUCCGGUUGAACGUGUCAGCAAGGGAUCUGGGUCUGGCCGUCGAGGCAGGCGGAGCAGAGGCAGCCAAACUGCGAAGUGAAGCAGACACUUUAGACUUGAAGGUAAGUGCAUCACUAUCACUACUCUUUUGGUUUCACAACUGAACAACUUUUACUAACUUUCUCUAUGUAUCAGUUUCUUUUCUCUUGCUUUUCGUUUUCAUCAACCUGUUGUAAUACAUCAAUUAUCGUCGUAGAGGUCGUCUUCUACAGAUCAACGAGACCGCGACCGAUUUGCAAGCGUCCAAAGACGAGAAGCAUGAAGUGGACGAGGAGAAUAGUGUGAGGGCUUCAGCAUUUCUGCAGUCGGAAACGGACUACCGAAACGCAAUCUACAUGGUCGAGAAAGCCAUUGCACAUCUCAAGGCCAGAGAGAAAACGGAUACUGCCCAGAUCAAGAUCAAGUACGAUAGCGACGAACCGCAACCUCCUACUUCAGGAGCUUCCUCGUUGCUGCAAACCGAUGAAAUGCCUCCAGCGCGGGCUUCCCUGCUGCAAUUGGUGCUGGGAAUAACGCCAUCUUCUUCUUGGGAGGAACAACACGCUGGAACUCGAUCGUCCAGUACUGGAACAACUCCAUCUUCUACACUUGCUGUUGCUAGUACAACGGGAGUCGGAGUGACAACGCGAAUCAGCUCUUCGCUGAUGAACUUCCUGGAAGGCGUUGUUUUGGGACCGGUUGAGAGAACGAGCACAUGGUUUGCUACCGCGAGUGACGCAGUGGCUCCCAACAACGCUUCAUCAACGUCUAGUACGGACCUGCCAUCUACAAAGUCGGAACAAAAGUUGAUGUCGCUGAUGCAGGAGGCAAGCGCGAAGAACUUUACAAACACAGGUGGAGUUCUGAUCACGCUGCGGGACCUGCGAGCCAGUUUCGCCGACGAAUUGGACUCCAUUGUCAAGCAAGAAGCCGCUGACAAACUUGCUUGGCAGCAGCGGUCUCUCACUCUUGGCUUCAUUAUGACUAACAGAUCUCCAUAAUGAAUCAAUGUUCAUCAUGUUGAUGAAUCUUAUAGAUAUUUCUUAUCAAAAUCUUCUAUCCACAACGUUCAUAACUCUCGCCCUCCUCUUUACCUGCCUUCAUUUAGGCCAUAAAGGGGCUUCAAAGUUGUAUCAAGACGGACACUGCGAAUGCGGGGAGCUUCCGAGCGACAGCUGGCGACCGCGCUGCACAAGCAGUUGAGGAUGCGCAAACGAAGGGCCGCACUGAAACCGCCUUCGCAGAGCUUCAAUUACAAUUGGAGACGAAGACCUCGCAAUUUGAGGAACGUCAGAAAGUGCGCUCAAAUGAAAUCGCAGCCCUCGAAGAUGCAGAGCGUAUCUUGAGCGGUCCGCUAAGUACGAAAACGGUCUUGAUAGCAAAGACUGGUGGAACGAAGAGGAUGAAGACCAACAGCAACAACAUCAAGCUGGAUCUUCAUGGAACAAGAACUACAUCAAGGAUCAUUAGACUACCAAACACGCCAGUGCUCGCAUUCUUGCAAGUUGGAAGCUCUACAUCUUCAUCCUCUGGCACCGGAUCGUCGGCUCUCACGUCUCUUGUGCAGCAGCGGGUAGAACAACAGAUUCAACAUCUCCUCUCGUCGUCUUCUAGACCUGUGAUGUCACCUUAUGUGCGUCUCCUGGAGAAGGUGAGACAGACGCUCGCACAAGACCCACUGGCGAAAGUGAAGACCAUGAUCCGCGAAUUAGUAACCCGUCUCGAGGCCGAAGCGGCGGAAGAAGCGACUCAUCAUAGCUGGUGCCAGACGGAAUUGAACAAAACGGAAACUGAUCGAGAUACGGCCAAGGAUCAGGUAUUGAAUUUCGCACAAGGUGAAUGAAAUUAAGACGAAAACCUUUGCUCAGACGAGGCUGCAGCUUCCUUGGAUAGCUUUUUCCUAUCUUUGGUAGGUCAUCCUUUGGACGAACAUCAAGAACAUCACGACCAACUUGCGUGAGACGUUUCGGUCCGACCACCCAGGUAGAAAGUUACAGCGACUCGAUCGCUAUGCUGCAGAGCGAUAUCGAACGGCUGGAAGCGAAAGUUCCGAAGAUUCUGGCGAAGAUCAACACGACCCAAUCGGAGAUUACGGAGCAAACCAAGAUGCAGGCUGAUUCAUCGGCACUCUUGGCGACUGAAAUUGCGGAAACUACAGAAGCAGAAGGCGCUUUAGCUUCCGCUUUGCAGGUUUUGCGGCAUGUUUACCCCUCAUCCAAUGCGCCUGACACAAUGGCCAGCAUCACGGCGAGCAGCACGGCUCCGCCAAUAUCGUUCUUGGCAGUGGGAGCAGAGUCGGGAAUAAAGCAGAAGAAGAUGAACAUGUACAACAUGCAAUUACAAAGUCAAUACCAACGUCAGCAGCCAGAAGAACCUCUAGUACGCGAAGCCCCAGUGGAGAUUUUUGACGAUGCGCCCUAUGUUGGCCAGCGCGGCGGUGGCGGCGCUGUCGAAUUUUUGGAAUUCCUCCAAGCUGGUUACAAAAAACAGCAUGCAGAGCUAGUGAAAGAGCAGACGGGCGCAGCGUCCGAAUUCCAACUUCUGAUGCAGGAACUCCAAAGCGUCGUGACAGGUUUGCAAAGCGAUCUCGCUGAAAACUAUGAACUAGUAUUUACAAGUACUUGUUACAAUAUUCAUGCAGAGAGAGCUGCAAAUAAAACAACAUACCUCAAAAAGAAAAACGUGAGUGAACCCCACAUCAAUGGUUUCGUGGUUUCCACAGCUCGAUUCCUAGACCAAUUUCUAGCACGGAAAUUUAGCUGCAACAUGAUUAAAAUCCAUGUAAUCUCAAACUGCUGACAUUUUUCCUGCAGUUGCUCGACCUCACGCUCACAACUGUUCUAAGAAAUCAGCGCCACCCACAUGACCAAGCAAGGGGAGCUUUCUGGUGCCCAGAGCGGCAAGACGAGUGCAGACGCGGCUCUGAGCGCUGCGCUAGCGUACUACAACAAAUUGACGCCAAGUUGCAUCGCCGCGACCGACGUCGAUGAACGCAGCAAACAACGACAAGAAACAAUUGAAAGCCUGGAAGAGGCAGUGAAGAUCCUGGGAGACAUGUAAUUUGCCUUUCGGAUGGAGUGGAUCUCCGUGGUCAACAAGAAGAAGCAGAGCAUUAACAAAACGAAUAAGGGCGUUCUACUUGUCAUUCUCGCUUAUCAUGAAGGAAGAUCAUAUAGAGUAAAAGUAGGGUCGUGAGGAAGAGCCGAGGACACGGCAUCUGCUAGUGUUGAGUUGGUCAUGAAAAUGUUGAAGAUUGGCUAUGGCUGCUUUAUAACACAGAAUAAAUGAGAAGAGGUUGUGAAAGUGAAUUUUGAUUAACUAAUCGUGUACUAGUUCGAGUGCUCCUAAAUAAUAAUGAAUGAUCAGAUCGAGAUUGCGAUUGCCUCCUACUUGUAUAGCGAAUGUAUCGUUAGACGAGGAAGACACGUAGUUGGUUCUGAGAACUUCCAAGGAUAGACCCCCCUUUGGUAUCUUACAGCUGGGACGUAUUGUUAAUGAACACGACUCUUGUCUGCUGCCGCUGUUAGUCGACUGAACGUUUCCGCGAAUCUCCAUAAAGAAAAUGGGUUCCCAUAGAUGAUGCUUUUCUUGUUUUUUCCGAGAUGUAUCGAUGAACAGUAUGAACGAUUUACACCCAGUAGUAGAGAGAAAUAAAGAAUGGCAGAAGACCAAGACAAAGUGUUCACCGCGCUAGUAGAGAGGAAUGACAAAGUGAGUCGUCACUUUUCGACCCUACGGUGGAUUCAAAAAAUUACUUUUUAC
Amoebophrya sp. A25 is the source of this 4226-nucleotide messenger RNA. The record is from the annotation of a GenBank genome assembly. NCBI's taxonomy places the organism in Eukaryota, Dinophyceae, Syndiniales, Amoebophryaceae.